Neoarius graeffei (lesser salmon catfish) is the source of this 3206-nucleotide messenger RNA. RefSeq names its product putative protein MSS51 homolog, mitochondrial. The transcript has 7 exons. Lineage: Eukaryota; Metazoa; Chordata; Actinopteri; Siluriformes; Ariidae. The record is from RefSeq and is a predicted model, not a curated record. The coding region runs from base 87 to 1370 and encodes 427 amino acids.
UACUGAACCUGGAGAAACAACAGGCUAAAAAAGGAGAGAGAGAGAGCAGAUGUGUUAAUUUGGAGUGAAGUAUCCGAGUGGUUAAAAUGGCAGGUACAGUUCCAGAAUUCCCAGAAUCUUUUACGCUGAGUCCUGACAGUGUCUUCUCUGACCAGUUUGGAUUCUUCUCUUUGGACUCAAACGUUCCUGGCCUCUCCAAAGUCAUCCUGGACAACCUGAACAUGAAGGACUACUCAGAGUACAGAGCGGCUCUGGAGGGCAGGGGGAAGGUCGGCUUCCGUUCUCAUAAGGAGAUGUUUCAGAGAAUGGAGGAGACGUUUAAAUUCUGUGCCUGCUGCUCUAAACUCCCCACUAAUCUACCUGAUCCUUCAGUGCUCAGACGCUGUGUCAAGUGUCUCAAUGUGUAUUACUGCAGUAAAGAGUGUCAGAAGAAGGACUGGAGUCUUCAUAAGAAGUUCUGUAAGAAGCUGCGGAUGGUUGCCAUAGACAGGCUGGUAGACUGGCUGGUACAUACAGGAGACCUGCCCUUCCCUACAGAAACAUGGUCUCGUCCUGCUAAAUUGGUUCAGUGCUGGGAUGAUUGGCUCUCCAUGCAGGGUGACCUCACAGCCCGGAUGGAGUCAAUCCUGUCUGGGAAGAGCAUGACAGACCUCUGGAACAACGCUUGCCAUCCACGCCCAGAGGAGGCAGAGCUUCGUGAAUCUGUGUGGCGUGUGUGUAGUGAGUUCCUCUCACGUCCACUGACGAUAGGUCUUGGGAUUCGCAUGUUUCGUCUGGACCCGUAUUCCCGACCUCUCACCAUCCACCUGGUGGGGGCUGGACAUAAUGAGACCCUAGGUGCGAGGACAACGGAUCUGGAUGAGCUGAGUCAUAUGUUCCCUGGACAUCAGGGCCUGGAGGUGGUCAUGGUGGGGCCAGAGGUAGUGAAAGGACUAAUUAUGAGGCCUCCAUUAAGGGCAUUUGGUCCACGAGGAAGGGUCUACAUCAGUGCCUACAAGGGUCUGUACCAUGAGUUCUGGGAGGAGCUUGUGGAGAAAAAACAGGCAGCCAGACCAGACCUUGUGGUGGGGUUUCAUCCAGGGUUUCAUGCAUCUCAGGGUUUGGGAGAAGGCUGGCUACCCACACUGCUGCUGCUCCGAGAUUACAACAUUCCCUCAAUGUUCACCAUGUACAAUGAUGGAGAGUUGCAGUACUCUCUGCAGAUCUUGGUAGAGUUGGAGAUGGACAUUAAAGGCACUGGACCAAACCCUUUCAGUUCCCAGAAGCCUGAGCAGGUGCAGUCGAGUCCCAACAAAGAGCCGAGCUACUGCAAUGCCUUCUACCUGAACUUCCAGAGCCUGCUGGAGGACAAGCCAAAUGAAGAGGACUAGAACUUUCACAAACCCCUUUAACUUUGUAUCUUAACUGGAGCACAGAUUAAUCUUUGAUAUCCAAACAAAAACUUCUCAAGAACCAUCUCCAAAAUGAAAUUCUGAGAAACCUUUAAUCGCCACAUAAUUUUUUUUUUUUGGAAACUUUAAUCUCCACAAAAAAAUUCUGAGGCUGUUGAAAUAUUCAUAAACAAGAAAAAAAAACCUUCUUUGUCCUGGAAACCUGGAAAACCUUCUUUGUCCACUGACAAGGUUGUGAAAGUAUUUAAUCUUCACAAGCAUGCUCAGGAAAAUCUUUGAUCUCCAUGGCCAUUUUCGAACCUUUCAGCACUAAGGACAUACCCCAAGGGACCAUCUUCAAAAUAUAGCUCUGCAGAACCUUUAAUUUUCACAAAUCUUUUCCAAGGAACAUGUAAUCUCUAUAUAGAUAAGUAGAAUCUAUGGAAAGCUUAUCUCCUCUGGAACCUCUAAUCUCCUGAAGAAUUGUAAACAUUCACAAAAGUUUUAUGGAAUAUUUCAUUUCCAGAAAUAUUCUGUCAGGAACCUUUAGUUUCACCCCCCCAAAAAAAAAAAAAACAACUGUCUUUUACAAACAAAAUCUGAGGCUGUUUCAGUGUCAGAAACAAGAUCUGGAGAACCUUGUUUCAACCUGAACAAGGCCCAGAGAACCAUUAUUUUUUACAAACAAGUUUCUCUGAACCUUCAUUCUCCAGAAACACAUCAAGAAGGAUAUCAGCAAAUAAGUUUCCAUGAAGAUUAACUCUCCAGGAAGAAGUUCUGAAAAGCUUCACUUUCUGCAAAUGCGAUAUCAAGAAGGAACGUACAAACUCCACACAUGAAUUAGGUCACACUUUUUAAGGAGGUUUAAUGUCAGGAACUGAGAUUUACUGAACUUUUAAUCUUCAAAGACACACUGAGGAACCUGCUGAGCUUGAAGGAAACUGCAGAUCCAGCGUUUCAUCUGAAUGUUUCUCUGAAGUGAUGUUGAACAUGUAGACAUUGAUGGAAUACACAGUGAUGGAGUUGAUUAUGGAAUUUCUUCUAGAUAAACGAUCAUUGGAAAAUUAACUGUUUAAAAUAAUCUGUUUUCUCUUUGCUGAAAUCUGCACUUUCAUUUUGAAAGCGUGCAUUCAGGUGUUGGGGAUCUUCAAGUGCAUGAGUCUGCUCCUUCAGCUUCAGUAUGAAUCUGCGCUGCCCUCUAGUGGACACACCGAGUAGCUGCACAUUAAUAUUAUAAAUCCUGUUUCUAUGUUAAAGAAACUUGGCUGAUGUCCAUCUGUCAGUCUCAUUCUUCUCUCAACUUUUUUUUUUCAUCCUUCCAUCACUCUUUCAGGUUCACUAUAUAGAUUAAAGCCUUUUACAUAACAACAGCACUGUUUGAUUUUGGAUUGUGAUUGGUCAGAAGGUGUUUAUUAGUGUUCUGUAACAGCAGAUCUGACAGUAUUGCAACUGCAAAUAAAUGGAUUAGAAAUGCGUGUAAUUGUAGAUCUGGUGAAGAUUUGUCAGGAGAACUGUAUUUAUAUUAAUGUAAAUAUUAAUGGAAAGAGUCUCCAGUGUCAGUACUCUGUAACAGUCAGAGGAAACGUUGUAAUGGAGAUUUCAAGAACAGGAACUAACUUUAUUUUAGUGACAUUAACUGUAACUAUAAAAAUAAAAGCAGGCAAUGUGUCAUUUUAUAUUUAGAUUUUUUUUUCAUUGUAAUCAUUGACAAACUGCUGUGGAAUAAGAGGAAUUAAACAGAGAAUAAUUAAUCUUAGGGAGGUAACAGUAAGUCUGCUUCUUCACUGUUGAUUGUUUUCUCUUCACACCACCCCCAGUGAUUUAUUCCUUGCAUGU